AAGAGAGACCAUCACCGUCACUACCAUCUAAUACGACUACGCAUAAUCCCAACGACGACAUGGUCUAGACCACGACUUCGUCAGCAGCAUCAUCAUUGACCCAGACACUGGGAAUAGCAUCUUCCGGUCUACACAUAACCUUGCCCGGAAUCUUCUCUUCACAGCAUCGGCAGAUCCUUCCCUACAGAUCUUGAGCCUCAACCGCUGCCUGGACAGGGCCUCAGUUGUCUCAAUGUCGUCGUAGCAUUGGUAUAGAUACUCGCAGUUAUACCACGUUCCAGAGCUACUAGUUGUAGCUGUCUCCUGCCGCCAUGGCUCCCACCACAUUUGCGCGGAGCAAGUCAAUACGUCUGACGAGAGCACGAACGGCGGACAAUCUAGAGACCGAUCCUAUCACAGGCGAACUUUUGAACAGCUCGGCUCCGCUCAUGCGCACGACCUUCAGCGACCUCAAAAACCGAGAUGCGCGCCAGGCUUUACGACAACAAUUCAGCAGCGCGUUCAUUGACAAUGCAGAACCCUUGGAUGAUGAGCCGACUUCGCCUAUCCCGGCCUCUGCUGUCACAGAAACAUCUAGCACGAAUUCCUUCCUCCACCCAGAGAGCAAUCUCCGCGGUAACCUCCCGAGAAGUCGGACGGCUCCUACCUUAUCCGCAACACCUAUGCCGACUAUUGUUGAGCCUUCACGACUCGCUACGGUCGCCGAGGGUCCGAGUCAACUGGAUGUGGAACAGGCCAUCAAUUUGCUAGAGCAAUUGAAAAAGACCGCCUCACCGGAACAAUUAGUCGCGUUACAUCGCGCGCUCCUUCCUACCAAGGAUGUCAUCACUCCCGUCACACCCAUGUUCCCUGCUGACGCACUGGAUAUACCUGGACCGGCUCCUCGGUCGCGCCAGAGUGCUCUUGGCGUACCGGGCCUUGCCACGCGACCCAGCGACGACGAUGACGUUUUGCGCAAACCUUCGAGUGAGUUUCUAUUGAAACCGGUACCUGCGACUGCUCGGAGACGGAAUCGACGCGGAGAUGGCGACAAGAGUAGAGGUGGUGGUGGUCUAUAUUCUCCCGACUUUUUUCGUCUGCCUACCAUGCACGAGGUCACCCGAUCCGAUACGCCCGAAUUAAUUUCACCCGCUCCCGGAGCAUUCCAAUAUGGAUCUUUACGAAUCACGAAUGGCGAGACGCCUGCUUCUCCAGAUCCGUCACGGCAACUCCCCACGCAACUCGCGCAACGACCCUUGGCGCAGCCUCCGCAUUCACCUGCCAGUAUUGACUCUGCCAUGACUCCCGAGACGCCAGUGGAUCCUUACACGCCUGGAGCUGACAAUAGAAGUCGUUCAGCGAGCCGGGACGAGCAGAGUGCAAUGGAUGCGUCUAUAGCCCAAAAGCUGCAGGAAGAAGAACGGCAAUGGAACGCGAAUGCGGCAGCACAGCAAUUGUCGCGCGAGGAAGAGCAUCGUUGGCAAGGUGAACGUGUACAAGGCGGCUCGAUAGAUUCACAACGACAAUCUCCUUCCAGGUCACUGCCACGCGAUCGAUCAAUCAGUCCACAACCGCAAAGAUUCCCGCGAAGUCGGCUCGAUCGGCAAUCAGAUAGUAGACACGGAAGCGAUAGUGCGCCCGUUUCGCCCAUGCAUCCGCAUGAGAUGAACUUUCCGAACGAGGGUAGCGAGAACCAACCCCCGCAAGUUCAGAAUUCCAUGCUCGCAUUCCGCCAGUCACUACGGAGUGAGCUUCCACUGCAGGCGGCCGUAGCCACGAACAACCUUGCCUCCUACGCCGAUCGUCCGCUUAACAGUGCAUCAUAUCUGAGCGACUCGCGAGGGCCAGGGACACCUCUAACCCCAAUGUCGAUCAGCACAGUGGGCGAGUCAGUAGAUGGUACGGAAUAUGGCGAAGCAGAGAUCAUACAUCGUGACGCACGGACUGUUGCGCUAUCACGAUUGACGGGUGCAAUGGUCGUUCGACCCAGCAUGCUUUUGCAGCAAUCGCAGGUCCCAGCUUCUCCUUCACCCUCCGACUCCUCUGCCAAUGAGCCGAAAUCGCUACGGUCAACUGCAACGGAAGCCACCCGCCAGAGCUUCACGCGUCAACAGGCGCCCUCCGCCUCAGAUAGUGGUUACAGUAGCUACGAGAUGUCGUUUCCAAACGAACGGAAAGAUUCGGAGUCGGCUCCGAGAUCCCCUGGUGGCCUCCGGUCUGACGACAAUACGACCCCCACCCUGCCACGGCUGCAGCCCGCGGAUCCAACGAAUGCGGCCCUUGUCAUUGCACCCGCCUCGGCGUCCACGACUCAACACAAAUACCGCUCUUCCAUAGCUGACGAUCAGCGAAAAUCGUUCAAGGACUUCUUGACCGCUCCUCCUGGAGCACCCACACCGGCCCUGGCGCCAUCCGCGCCCUCAUCACAGACAUCACCCACAGCAUUGAACGACAAUUUGUCAAUCACGAGCGAUGCAAGUACACAAGACAGUAAUUUCGGGGACCGUAGGAAAUUACAGAAGCCAAUGCCGCUCUCUGUGAUCCGGAAGCAGCGCGAAGAGCAAGAGAAAGCUGAUGCGGCCGCGCGAGAAGCGGCUGCGUUGGAACCAGCGGCGCCGCCAGCAGGAGCAGUCGCAAGCCUCAAUCGCCACUCCCGCCUCUUCGAACAACAGCUACAAGAUAGCUCGCGUGUUGUUGUGAACGGCUCCGAAAUGUCCUUUGCCCCCGUUGCGCUUCCAUCAAACGACCACAACAUUGUUAUUCCCGCGGAGCCGCCGCACAAGGAUACGUACUCAAACCAUUCCAAAUCAGUAUCCUCUUCCACGACGGCUACCACUGCCACGACUGCCUCCUCGAAGACUGCACGUGGGAUAAACGGCAAGGCUUCUCGAGGUCGGAAAAGCGAUGCUUCUUCCAAGACGACGGCAACCACUGCUACCACAGGCCGCGAUUACUCCCCGCAUGAUGCGUCGGAUAGCGCUGGUGAUCGCAAGGGCGGAUCAUCCUCGUGGUCCUUUGCUCGCUUGCGCAGUAAAUCUCGCGCUCGUCAGGCUGCGGAAGCUGAGGCCAAAAGAGCAGAUGCUGCUGCCGCUGCGGCGUCUUUCCCGUCAUUGCCGAACCUUGACAAGUAUAAUGAUGCAGAGAGCUUGCCACGGCCGGAGUUCGUCGUACGCGAUCGCACCGAUUCAACGGGUAGCGGCAAAAGCGGUAACAGCGCGAGGGACCGUUUACCAUGGAAUCGGAAGGACACGAAUGCUCUGCCGGCAAAUGCUGCAACGUCGUCAACUACUAAUCAAAAUGCGCAGAACAACUCUUCGUCGUCUCAAUCUGCGGUCCGUCCCAGGACGGCCGGUUCGCAGUAUCCCCCAACUCUGUCACUCAAUCUAUCAGGCGAUGCUGUACGGUCGACGACCUCCUUUGACCACACAUCACAACAUCGACCAACACAACGGCCUCAGGAACAACAGCGAAGCAAUAGCAAUCUUUCCGCCUCGGAAAUGCUCGAUCGGACUCUUACAGUGGGCGCGUCGAGGGAUAUUGCGCCUCCACUCCCGUCGCCCUUGUUCCCGCCUGCCGAUCCUCGUCUCCGCAGCACCGCCUCGAUGAUGAAUGGUGGAUAUAGCACUUUCCAGGAUCGCAGUGGCAUGUGGCCAUCAACACCCGGUCCCCAACCGACUUCUCAGCGUAAUGCUACGAAUGACUCUGGGCGCCCCAAGACAUCGCACGCAGAGGAUGCGUCUUCAUCGAGGAUCCAACGCGAGGGUGGUGGAAGGCCUAGAGGACCUAGCUCGCCUGCUCCUGCUCCAGUACCCACCCUUGAAGACUUCCCGGUGGUCUCCGCGAAAGUGCUCGAGGCGAAACGUCUGCUGCAACAACGUCGAGCGGAAGAGGAUAAACAGGCUCGGGAUCUUGCUGCUGCCGGUCGCAAUGCUCCCGAAAAUUCGUUAUCGCCCGUCGCGGGACUCGGUAUUGGUUAUGAUGCCCUCUCGGCUUCAACAUCUCCUGUUCUUGCGGCUUUGCGCACAUCCAUGGAUGAUCGACGCGACCAUGUUCGAAAUAUGGAUAGCGCGAAAGCUGAUACGCCCGUGGAAUUCUCGUCGCUGGACGGAUCUGUGACUUCGACGGGAAAGCCCCGUGGUAAGGGUGGCUGGGAGGCACAGGUCAAGAUGAUGCGGAAGAAGAACCUGGAAGCUCUGGGUGUAGGAGUUGAUGGCGAUGCUAACGAGGACGGAGCCCAACUCAGGAGAGUCGACACUGGCUCUUCGAUGGGUACGACGACCGCUUCAAUUCCGAAGAGUGCAACCAUGCCUUCAUUGCCAUCGACUACGAAUACGGCUGCCGCGGCGGCCAAGACGCAGAAUAUGAUGAUGUUGAUGAACCUCUCGGAUGACUCUCACCGUCGACAGAGGGAGUAUACACCGGCAUCUGUGCUCUCAUCCUCGUCGCCUUCCACGCAACUCUCUGCCUCGCCGCUACCGAAUAGCUUGCAGCUCGGACAAGAAAUAGCUCUGUCAUUCCCCAUGACGCCGCUGCACCGGCCCACGACCUCUUCGACUACCGGAUCCACUCCGGCUGACGAGCUCAGCGAGAUUUCCGCGCAAUUCCCUCAACCUCCGCCCGCAAAUUCGAAUCGCAUCAUGGCACAAUCCACCUACCUGGCGCUUAGCAAUGGUGGUGGACUUCGUGCUCAUCCGCCUUCACCACUGCCGCUGUCCAUGCAGCCGGAUAGAUUGCCGCUCGAUUUCCCUCAGCACCAGGCUAAACCUGCCCCACAGCAGCAGAGGCAACAUCAGCAAAAGUAUUCUUAUGAUUCUCGUUUCGAUGAAACCCCUUCAUCACAUUCUGAAAAGGGCACGAUGACUAGCUCUACAUUCGUUACCGUGCAGAGCGGGAACGCGGAUCGUGGUGAUCCUCGAACGCAGCAUUAUCAACAGCAGCAGCACCGAGGGCAGCCGGUUCGUGCUGACAGUGCUCAGUCUUCGACUUCUUCUGCCACGACGUCUUCUGCUUUCUCCAACACAUCCGGGACGACUAGUCGCACGACCAUGAAUUCUUCUGCGAGUGCAGCUGGUGGCAAUAACAGUACUGGCUACAACCACUUCCACACGAACAGCAAUGCAACCACGAACAGCAAUAAUUAUAAUUCUCACCAAGGCCCACAUCACACCCACACCACCUCGAAUCGAUCAUUGGGUAACAACAACAGCAAUAACUACGUCCCUCCGCCUUCUCUGGCAGCACCCAUCCCCUCCUCUCCUCAGUCCACGAACGUUGCCAACAGUAGUAGCUUUCAGGCUGACCGGUUCCGCGCCAAAGUUGCUGCUAAGACCUCCGCUGCAGCUCUCAUGAUCCGCUCCGCCCACCAUCCCGCUCCCCUUCCACCGCCCGCCUUCGCCGCACCCUCCCCUCCUGGUGGACCUCACGCCCGCGCCAAAGUCCCUCUCCUGGCCGAACAACUCGCCCGCUCAGGUCUCCCGCCGGUAGUCACCAAUCUUGGAUCUUUCGGCAGCAACAACAACGGCAUGAGCGGACCUAGCUCUAGCUCGAUCUCGCCGCUGGGGAGUUCUCCGCUGGGCAUGACCAUGGAACGCGAACGUCAACAGCAAUCUCAAACAUCUCAACCUUUCCAGAAUGGCACCCAACGUUUCGCUCCCACCGCCCCUGUCUCCCGCCAUCAACAUCAACCCUCCAUCGACGACCUCGCUGCCUCGGCGUCAUCCGCAAAUGACCACGCUGGUCCAGGCCCCAUGACAACCGCCUCCAUGGCCUCCGCGGCAACCGCUGCGUUGGCCAUGGACCACCGAUUCAGCGGUGGGUUCCAAUACGGCUGGGAUCGGGAACAAGGUUUUACGGGCUCAGCGGGGACGAGUUCUCCCACUAAAGUUUCGGCUGGUCCUACCACCACCGGACAGAGACAUGGUCGAGGCGAGAGUAGGGAUGCUCGCGGAGAAGCGAAGAUGACUGGAUUGCCGGCGAAUCGAAGGAGUGUGGUUAUGAGUGAUGGAUUUGGAGUGGAUCUGACGGAUGUCCCGGUGUUUUUGAGGCGGGUGGAGAGAUGAUCUUUGAUUUCUGGAUUUCCUUGAAUUCUUUUGCAUUUCAGUUCAUUUUUUGGGCCUGCUUUUACUUAUUCCCCCAUCAUCCGAGAUUUACCUCACGUGUUUUUGAGUUUCAUAUUUCAGGGGUUCGCCUGGAGGCAUUUUUCUGAGCGUUAUUGUUUGACCUCAUUUGUUUUGUUUCGGGGAUGUCAUAGGGCAUGCAUGUAGCAUGGAUGAAAACACACUUUCCUCUUUUUGUUGAUGCUCUUGUUUCCACGCUUGCUGUCAUAUGUUGUCAAAGGUUGAUGUGUGAGUGCUCCUGAUCCGGCUCAGGUCGACACGAUAUGUAUGGGGAUUGGUUAGAUUGGACGGAGUGACCCGAUGACUAAUGCGAUGCGCUUGCACAAUCACAAUUCCAUUUACUAUUAGGAG
This is a messenger RNA of Dissoconium aciculare CBS 342.82, 6446 nucleotides long. RefSeq lists its product as uncharacterized. The record is from RefSeq and is a predicted model, not a curated record. The coding region runs from base 312 to 6038 and encodes 1908 amino acids. NCBI's taxonomy places the organism in Eukaryota, Fungi, Ascomycota, Dothideomycetes, Mycosphaerellales, Dissoconiaceae. The transcript has a single exon.